Messenger RNA from Ipomoea nil (Japanese morning glory), 3415 nucleotides. Its product is annotated as putative disease resistance RPP13-like protein 3. Gene Ontology annotation, biological process: defense response to other organism. The record is from RefSeq and is a predicted model, not a curated record. The coding region runs from base 138 to 3185 and encodes 1015 amino acids. Lineage: Eukaryota; Viridiplantae; Streptophyta; Magnoliopsida; Solanales; Convolvulaceae. The transcript is spliced from 2 exons. Gene Ontology annotation, molecular function: ADP binding.
CUGUAAUGGCUUAAAGCUAAAAACAGUGCUAAAUAAUCGAGAUCUCAUUUCUUCUUCUUUUUCUCCUUUCUUCCACAUUCCAACUUUCUCAAACCCUCUCCUCUGCAAAUCCGAAGCUAAUAACAUCAUCAUCGGCUAUGGCUUUCGCUGCUGCAACUACUUUAAUGGACAUCCUACACCACAACUUCCUCCAAUCCAAACCGCUAUUCACUCUCCGCACCAAAAGGAAGGUCAGAUCUCUUUACCGGAAUCUUUGUUUUGUGCAAACCCUUCUUGAAGAAGAUCUCAAGGUGGGCAAUGUUUUGGAGGCAAGAAUUAGAGACGUUUCUGUGGAUUUAAGGUUCCAAAUUGAACAGCAACUGACAUUGCUUCACCUCGGGAAAGCGAUGAAGAUUAGGCUUGAAUCUGCUCUGGAGCUUCUUCCAAUCGUGAAUUGGGAAAUCCAGGAAAUGGAAGCCAUGGAUUUUGUUUAUGUGUGUGCCAGACUAAGGAAACACUUUGCGAUUCCGGUGCCCUAUAUGCCUGCUCAUAUAAGAAGAAGGGUCACAUCUCUCUGCGAAAAGCUUGAGCCUCGCUUGGAUGAAGAAUUUAGUGAUGUCAUAAAGCUUGAGCCUAGCUUGGAUGAAGAAUUUAGUGAUGUCGUAAAGCUUGAGCCUAGCUUGGAUGAAGAAUUUAGUGCUGUCAUAGAUGAACAAGAUGUCCAUUUCUCAAUACAUUUGAAUGCAAAUCUUGUAAUGGUCAUGGAUGUCCCAGCAGAGAGUUUGCCUGCUGAACUAAUCUUAGUAACCUUGCUUGAAGCAAAAAUCCUAAUCAUACAAGAAUCAAGAGCCUCUUAUCUCAGAAAAUACACAAAGCAAAUGAUAGAGGCUCGACAAAGGCUUCGUCGAAUCUUCUCUCAAGGCAUCAAACACACAGGUAGCAUCAAGAAAAAGCUACUGAAGAUUAAGAAUGAGUUCAAUCAGUCCAGAAAUUCUAAAAUGCUGGAUAGUAUGCUUGGUGGUUCAGGAUGUGAGGGUGGCAACUUGCUGCAACAUACCUUGAAGUCUACAACCAAAAUGGUGGUGGGAUGCAAUGAGGAUUUCAACACGAUAAUGGACAAGUUGAAUCGGAAUUCCUUGGAGCGAGUAAUUGUCUCAAUUGUGGGAAUGGGAGGCAUUGGCAAAACCACCUUAGCUCGAAGUGUUUACGAGGAUGUAACAAUAAUUUCUCAUUUUGAUUGUCGAGCAUGGGUUAGUAUCUCACAGGAGUAUAAUCCAAGACAAGUGUUGCAAUGCAUUCUACAUUCUCUUGACUCGUGGAAUGGUGAAAGUAAUGAUGAACUGUCUGAGCAGGUAUACAAAUGUCUAAAGCGAAAAAGGUAUUUGAUCAUCAUAGAUGACAUAUGGAGAAUAGAUGUUUGGAGUGAUUUGUUGAAAUACUUUCCAGAAGAUAAAAAUGGAAGUCGAAUAUUGUUGACCACUCGACUUAAAAAUGUAGCUGAGUAUGCAAGCACGGGGAGCAAUUCUUAUCAUAACAUGAGUUUCUUAGAUUCUCAUGAAAGUUGGAGCCUUUUUCACCACAAAGUCUCUGAGAAAAUAGCUUUAUCCCCUCAAUUUGAAAGUAUUGGUAGAGAUAUAGUAGACAAGUGCAAAGGAUUACCUCUUGCAAUUAUUGUGACUGCUGGACUUCUCUCAAAAUCCAAGCAAACCUUGAGUGAAUGGGAGCAUAUUGCAAAAAAUGUUAGUGCACUUAGUCUUGAUGAUCAACAAUUUGCAGACAUCCUCAGUUUGAGUUACACCUUCCUACCUCACCACCUUAAACCUUGUUUUUUGUCGUUUGGAAUUUUUCCAAAAGGCUCUAAGAUUUCGGUAGACGAGAUUGUUCAUUUUUGGCUUUCAGAGGGGUUUCUAAAGGUUGUGAAGUCUAAGGGCUUGGAAGAUGUGGCAAAGGAGUAUAUACAAGACCUUAUAGAUAGAAAUCUUGUUCAAGUUUAUAGAAAGAGUUGUGGAGAAAUCAAGGAAUGCCAAAUGCAUGAUGUCUUGCUUGAGUUGGUCUUAAGAGAAGCCGAAAGAGAGAAUCUUUUGUAUAAGAAGGAAGAUGGUGCCAUGUCUCGGAAGCAUAGGAGAGAACCAACAAACUAUUCUCCUAAUGCUCAACAAUGGAUUACCCAAUUAAGAAUUUCAGCUCUUUGGUUUAGUGAUCACAUUUUCUUCAAGCUCCCCUCAGCUGUAAAUUUUAAGCUGUUAAGGGUAUUGGUAUUGUCUGAAAUUGACAACACCAGUACACUCAGACAGAUUAUGAGUCUUGUUCAUUUGAGAAUCUUAAAAUUCCACACUCUGCUUAUUGGCGAUCUACCCUGGUUCAUGUUGUCAAAUCUAAAGAUAUUAGUAGUUGCUGCACAGAUAGAGUGUGAAGAAAACCUCUUUGAAAUUUGGGGAUUACCUCAAUUAAGGCAUCUCUGUUUUUAUGACAUUUAUUGUCGAGUUCCUCCGAGAUCAAUUCAAGAGAACUUGCAUACUAUUCGUUGGUUGGAUUGCAGGAGUUGUACAAAGGAAUUGUUCAUGAGAGCACCAAAUCUAAUGGAUCUUGGAGUUCAAAGCUUGGAGGAUAUCCCAGAAUGCAAAGAAUCCAAUUGGUUUAAAAAUCUUGCCUACUUGUAUAAACUCCAGAAGCUAAAGAUUCGUGGAAACAUCAUUUCUUGGGGGUUCAGAACAACUGACUAUUUGGAGAUGUUGAGCUUGGAAAAUUUUCUGCCAAAUCUUAAGACACUAAAACUCGCUGAAACAAAACUAGACUGGAAGGAUAUGGAUGUUAUUGGUAAAUUGCCCAAGCUUGAAGUUCUUAAGCUGAAGAAUGCUGUUGAUGGCCCAAAAUGGGAAUCUAGAGAUGGGGGAUUUCGUCGAUUAAAACACUUGCUCAUACAUGAAUCAUAUCUAAGGUACUGGGAAGCAACUGACGAUCAUUUUCCCAACCUUGAAUGUCUAGUCCUACGCUGGUGUUCUAUGUUGGAAGAGAUUCCCAGCAAUUUUGCAGAUAUUGCCACUCUCCAAUUAAUAGAGUUAAAUCAAUGUUCAGACUCCAGCAUCACUUCCGCUGAGCGCAUUCAACAAGUGCAACAAGAUUCUGGGAAUGAUACUUUCGUUCUUCGUUAUGACAGAAUCCCCAGGGAAGGAAAAAGGCAUAGUAUGGUAUUCCGCAUACUGUGAAAAUGGGAUUGGGAAGUGCUGUGCAUAUGGUGGAAAUUCAUUUUAGCAGACCUCAUUGAUGAAUUACCAGUACUUCAUUUAAUACAAUAGCAUCAUUGAUUCAUUAUUGAUAUUUGGCUAGAAGAGAUUGUUUAUUUUUGAAUUUCCGAAGGAUUUCUAUCAGUUGUGAGUCUAUAUAAGAUCUUAUUGAUAAGAAUCUUGUUCAAGUUGGAAUGUUGAGUAUACUGUAA